This is a messenger RNA of Neodiprion virginianus, 1167 nucleotides long. RefSeq names its product phenoloxidase-activating factor 1-like. The transcript has 7 exons. The coding region runs from base 49 to 1041 and encodes 330 amino acids. Gene Ontology annotation, molecular function: serine-type endopeptidase activity. Gene Ontology annotation, biological process: proteolysis. The record is from RefSeq and is a predicted model, not a curated record. Lineage: Eukaryota; Metazoa; Arthropoda; Insecta; Hymenoptera; Diprionidae.
GCGAUGCAGCGUGCGGGAUAGAUAACUCAUCCAACUAGAAACUACUGCAUGGGCAGUCGCCGAGUGUGUUUUCGUACCUGCAUAAGCCCAGUUGUGCGAGUUACCAAAAGCCGUUUUAUAACAAUGAUACUUGUGAGUUUUUUGGCGAUGCUGUCACUCUGCUUACUCUGCCCUGUACAGUGCUUGAAUUCGGCUUUAAAAUCUGCUCAUCGAUCGUCGAGGCAAUUAGAUAAUUCCUACGGAAGUCCAAGCUACAAGCACUGCGAAUGCGGGAGAUCAAAUUCCCGCGGAGGGCAGGCGGGCUACACAAGAGUGGUUGGCGGCGUCAAGGCAUCGCCGAAUGAAUUUCCCUGGAUGGCGAUGGUCGUCGCUAAUGGUUCCAAUCUUGUCUGCGGCGGUUCCCUGAUAAACGAUCGCUACGUCCUUACGGCAGCACAUUGUUUGGCGUUGGGUUUUAGUAAAGCAGAGACAAAGGUGGUGCUUGGUGAGCAUGAUCGAUGCACGGCUGACUCUCGCACAGUGAUACUUUCCGUUGAAAAGUUUUAUCCGCAUCCACAAUUCCAAGAGGACACGAACUACGCUGACGCAAUGCUCAUUCGGCUGAACAUGAGAGUCACAUUCAACGAGUUCAUCAGGCCGAUUUGCUUGCCAAAAAUGAUACUGCAACGAAGCACGGCCUCACGGUUUGGCGGAAAGGUGGCCUUCACACUGGGCUGGGGCCGCGCUGACCAUGGUGUAACAGUCUGCUCGCUGCGGGUCGUAGCUUUGGAAAUUUAUGAGACACAAUCCUGUCCUACCAAAAUACCAACGCUACUCUGUGCCGGAUCCCGGCAAGCUGCGGGUCGCGACGCUUGUCAAGGAGACAGCGGUGGUCCUCUGCAAGUCCGGAAUAAAGAUCGGAAAUUUGAAUUAAUCGGAAUCGUAUCAAAUGGUAUUGGAUGUGGCAACCAGGAUUUCCCCGGACUUUACACGGACGUUCCUCGACUUCUUCCGUGGAUCCUUAAAGUUACGUCGCAAGAUUCAAUGUACUGUUGGCGUUGAUCGAAAAUCGACCUUUAGUGAAUAAAUUUCAGGAUUACAAAUAAAAUUUGCGAGCUCGUGUCCAUAUGUGCCAUGCGUGUCCAUGUAUCUUGAAAACAUAAAUAAAGAUUACAGCAUGUUGUUGAA